Messenger RNA from Syngnathus typhle (broad-nosed pipefish), 2367 nucleotides. RefSeq names its product interferon regulatory factor 9 (gene irf9). Bases 242 to 1588 code for a protein of 448 amino acids. The record is from RefSeq and is a predicted model, not a curated record. Lineage: Eukaryota; Metazoa; Chordata; Actinopteri; Syngnathiformes; Syngnathidae. Gene Ontology annotation, biological process: immune system process; regulation of transcription by RNA polymerase II. The transcript is spliced from 9 exons. Gene Ontology annotation, molecular function: DNA-binding transcription factor activity, RNA polymerase II-specific; protein binding; RNA polymerase II cis-regulatory region sequence-specific DNA binding. Gene Ontology annotation, cellular component: nucleus.
GAAACUUAAAUCCACUUCCGAAUGAUCACCGUAGAUUUUUUUCGAUGCUCUCUUAGCUUGCUCAAUUCUAUUGGUCUCGUUUGUGCCACCCAUAUAGCCGAUUGUCGAAUUGAGAAGAUUUCGAUAGUUGGCUGACUUAUAACGAAAGUGUUUUUUGAGGGUAUCGAACAAGGAAGUGACGUCCUGCGGUUUGGCUGCUGCUGUUGUUGUUGUUUUUGUACAUUCAUUUGUUUCUGAGCUAAUGGUGCGUUAUGCAUAUUUUGUCUGUAUCCCCCACCGCCCCUCAGAGUGCCUCGGAGUUGCUUGCGUGGGAGUCAUGGCCCCUGCGACGUCGCGAUCCACCCGCAAACUGCGCUUGUGGAUGGUGAAACAGGUGAGCAGUGGUCAAUUUCCGGGUCUGAAAUGGGAGGAUGAGGCCAAAACCAUGUUCCGCAUCCCCUGGAAACAUGCCGGCAAGCAAGACUUUCGCAAGGAUGAGGAUGCCGCCAUCUUCAAGGCAUGGGCCGAGUUCAAGGGCAGGCUAAGCGAUAACAACCCGGCCAGUUGGAAAACGCGUCUGCGCUGCGCCCUCAAAAAGAGCUCCGAGUUUUGCGAGGUUGUGGAGCGAGCUCAGCUGGACAUCUCGGAGCCGUACAAAGUCUACCGACUGGUACCGCCCGACGAGCAAGGAGCACCAAUUCCAGAGAGGAAAAGCGGCCGCAAAUGCAAGCGCAGGAGGAACAGCAGCAGCGACGUCACGGCCGAUGAAGACGUCCCUCACGUCAAGCACAUGAAGACGGCGGCGGAGGACGGCAAAAUUGACCCAAUCGCCGAAGACAUCGGGCUGCAGCCUGAGGAUCUCCUGGCAGAGCGGCACCCGGCACUGAUGGACAACCACUCAAUGGAAGCCCCGCUCAGCGAGAUCCAACUGGACGUGUGCAUCCAGGAGAGUGUCGUGCCUUCGCAGGAAGACUCGCUGCACGUGGCGGUGCACUACUUGGGCCAGAAAGUGCUGACGCGACACAUCCAGGGGGCCGACGUGCGGGUGCUGUACGUGUCGUCCUCCUCGCCUGCGCCGCCCACACCCGCCCCCGACGUCCGCUUCCCGCGCAUACACCUGCCGGAGCCGCCGCCUUCGGUGUCCGCCGAAAGGGCGGCGCUGCUCUCCCUGCUGCCCUUCAUGGAGAAGGGCAUAUUGCUCACGUCCACUAGCCAGGGCGUCUACGGCCGCCGCUUCUGCCGCGGCCGCGUGUUCUGGACGGGGCCUCAUGGCAGCUCGCCCACCUUAUCCAAGAUGGAGAGGAACUCGGAGUCCGUCCUGCUCUUCAGCAAAGAUGCCUUCAAGCGACAGCUGGACAACUUUUGUGUGAACGGCGGCGAGCCGCCACAAUGCAGCCUCACUCUCUGCUUCGGCGAAGAACUCAGCUGCACUGAAGAUCCGUCCGAAAAACUCAUCACCGUUCAGGUGACUUUGCCGUGGGCCGAGCAGCAAGUGCGGAGCGCUUGCUCCACGCUGGAGCCCUUCGACAUCCUGGAGUCUCCGCUGGAAGAGAUCACACUGAACUUGGUGGCUGAGCAGAGCGACGAGGCGGAGGCGGCGGCACCCUGACGGAACCUGGCGCCGGCCUCUUCCCCUAAUAGCACCGAAGUCACUUUCUUCGAUGGGCGGCCAUCCUUCCAUCAUGUUUGAACCGCUCGCCUGAAAAUCUUGAAUGGAACGACGUGGCACACACUACAAACGCCACAAGUUCAAGUCGCCAAUUCCCAUGGAAUGUCAAGGUCACAUCUUCAAUGGGACAGAAAAAAAAAAAAAAAAAACUCUUCAUUUCCAGAAUGGGAGUUUACAUUUUUGGAACACACAAAUCAAGCAGCAGAGGAGCAAAAAGUGCACGUAAAUAUUUGCACAGAGUUCAGCACUACGCACGAAUAGAAUAAUUAGGACAAAUUUAAAACGCCGCUGACUGUUCUUUUGAUUUGCAAGUGUUCUUUUAAAAACAAUAUUUCUGGCGUUUACGUUGCGCUCGCAUCGGCAUAAAUUUGAUGUGUCACAAUUGUAUUUAUUUCUAUGUCCUACUGGAACACCCGUGAACAAACAAAAUGUGUAUUGUGCUAUUUACAUUUUUUUUAGGCGAACGUAAGCCAAGGAUAAAAACCACAUAGUGAACCGUGCAUGCUUGAAUUCACAAAUUAAUUGUAGUUUUUUUACUUGUAACUUAGUCACUGUUUUUGUGUAUGCAGUAUUAAUGAACUAUGUUGAUGUGAUUUUACUGUCUUUUACACAAAAGUAGUGCUAUGCUGCUAUCUUCUGGCACCUGAAUCAACUGGUUUUUUUUUUUAAUCAAAACCAAAGACGUGUUCACUUAUUUUUAUUAAACAUGCUCACUGAAA